This is a messenger RNA of Seminavis robusta, 2190 nucleotides long. The record is from the annotation of a GenBank genome assembly. Lineage: Eukaryota; Bacillariophyta; Bacillariophyceae; Naviculales; Naviculaceae.
AUGACAUCCCGUGAACCGUACAAGUGUCCCUGUUGCAACAAUCCUUGGGCUGCUGCAACAGGCGAAUUCUUUGCCAAGUUGUGUGAGCCCUGUCAGGAAACGAACCAGAAGAAUGAAGCAAUUUCGCGAGAAAACAUGGAUCCCAACACGUUGCCCAGUAGCAACUUUUUCAAGUACUCCAAUGGCACGUGGCUCGAGAAGAAUCCCAUCCCUCCCGAGUAUCCUCAGUGGGACACCUUUGUCAGCUUGACAGCUCAAUCCCAAGAGAACUUGAAGAAUCUGCUAGAGGAGCUUCGGGCCAAAAAAACCAAUGGCACUUGUACCGAGGAAGAAGCCAAAGUGGCGGCCUUUUUUGACGCGGCCAUGGACGAAGACGAAAUUGAAAAACAGGGCGUGAAACCGCUCGCACCCAUCAUGGCAUUGAUUGAUCAAGCCGUGGCGGCGCAAACGUCAGGCCAAAAGGAAGAAUUGGCCAAAACCUUUGGCACUCUCUCGAUGGAGUAUGGCCUUUCCGUCUUUUUUGGAAUUGGCGUUAGUCCCGACAAUGCCAAUACCGAUCAUUCACUUUUGGAAGUGUGUCAAGGAGGAAUUGGAUUGCCCGAUAGAGAUUACUAUUUUGACGAGGACAAACAGGACAAGCGAGACGCUUACCAGAAAGCCCUGGCGUUGAUGCUCACUCUCUUGCUGGUGGAUGCCACGGCUACCGAGCCAACAGAAGAAAUGACACUGGCCGCCCAAAAAGUCUAUCAAGUCGAAUUGAAAUUGGCAGAGAAACACAUGACGAGGACAGAAAACAGAGAUCCACACGACACAUACAACAAGAUGAGCGUCGCCGAUUUCAUCCAGUCCACUGGAGACGGAAGUUUUGAUUUUGGAGCCUUUUUUGCCGCUGCCACUGGCAAGUCGGUCGCAGAUUUGGGCGACAUUAAUAUUCGCAACGUAGAAGCACUCAAGAGAGUGGCACAAGUCGUGUCCGAAAUGGAACCCGAAACUCUGGGAUACUACAUGAAGUGGAGAACCGUUCGCUCCUACUCGCCCUACCUGCCCAAGGCAUUUGUACAGGCCCAUUUCGACUUUUUCCAAACGACACUGGCGGGAACCAAGGAAAUCAAGCCUCGUUGGAAACGAGCCAUGGCAUUUACCGAAGGAGCUCUGGGAGAAGCGCUAGGAAAACUCUACUGUGCCAAGUAUUUUGAUGCCACCAGCAAGGAACGUGCUGUGAACAUUGUAGAGCAGGUUCGACAAGCACUGGAAGCCCGGCUGAAAGAAGUGGACUGGAUGACGGCUGAUUCGACACGAGAGCAAGCCCUCAAAAAGAUGGGGCGUUUUGGAGUCAAGAUUGGGUAUCCCGACAAGUGGACCGAUUACUCGACAGUCAAGAUUGAUGCCAGCUCCAUGACAUUUUUGGAUAUGGUAUUUGCCGGAGAAAAGUUUGAUAGGCUCCAAGAUGUCAAGGAAAUGAAUGCUCCUACCGAUAAGGACAAGUGGUUCAUGACACCCCAGACCAUCAAUGCUGUAAGUAUCGAAUUGAGCCAAGCGAGUCUAACGAAGGACCAAGUGUCGGCUCCGUCUCACCUCACGUUGUUUUCAAAUGCAUGUGGUUUCGUCAUUCCCGAAUCCCUGAAUGGCCGAAUCGAAUUCACAUCAGUAGAUGCCGACGACGCUGUCAACUUUGGUGGCAUGGGGGCUGUGAUCGGACACGAAAUGACCCACGGAUUCGACGACAAGGGACGAAAGUUUGACUUUGCCGGCACUUUGACGGAUUGGUGGACUGCGGAAGAUGCCAAGGAAUACGAAUCUCGUGUCGAAGUCAUGGUGAAGCAAGCCAACAGUUUUCAAAUCCACGGGCAAAAUGUUCAAGGCGAGAUGACAUCGGGAGAGAAUAUUGCCGAUCUAGGUGGUCUACGCUUGGCCCUUCGAGCAAUGAAGGCUGCAGAUGGGUACGAUGAAACUGCACUAGUGGAUGGAUUUAGUCCUUUGCAACGAUUCUUUCUGAGCUGGUCUCAGUGUUGGAGGCAGAACAUUACAAAGGAGCGAGCUUUGCAACUUUUGACAAUCGACUACCACGGUCCCAACGAAAUGCGCUGCAACGGCCCCCUCUCGAACAUGCAAGAGUUUCACGCAGCUUUUGAUGUAAAGGAGGGCGACGCCAUGUACGUUCCUGUGGACCAGAGAGUCGACAUUUGGUAG